UUCACUCAUGGCGUUUCCGAUGAGUUUAAGACGCCGAGAGCCGUUCCGAGGAAGCCCAAUGUUUCUGCAUUUAUGGCCAUGCUCGGCCUCCCUCCCAUGCGUCUCAACCCCCUCUUGCCUUCCUCAGUAGAGAAUUCGGAGGGAUUCCAAUUCUCCGGCGAGGAGUCGUCUCCGCCAUUAAACGAAGGCGAAGUUUCUCAGUUCCAAACUCACCAUAGAAAGAAGGAAAAAUCUCAGCGAUCUGUGGAUUCGACUUUCCUUCAUUUUCCGUCGCUUUCUCGGCAUUUUCCUUCGACUUUCCGAUCGGCGAUCCUCAACGCGCAGCGGCAAUACGCAACGUGUGCUGAGGUCCAGAAGCCUUCUCAGGAAUCGGAAUCGGAAUCGGAAUUGGACGGUGAAUUUGAAAAUGAAGAAUAUGCGCCAAACGACGCCGUUUUCCUCGCCCCCAAAAUCAACUCCUUUGGCCAUUCAUUCAGGGAUUAUGACGCCGAAAGCGCAAGGCAAAAGACUGUUGAAGAACUCUACCGCUUGAACCACAUCAACCAAACAUAUGAUUUUGUAAAGAGAAUGAGAGAAGAGUACGGGAAGUUGGACAAAACAGAAAUGAGCAUAUGGGAAUGCUGUGAGCUGCUGAAUGAAGUGGUGGAUGAGAGCGAUCCAGAUUUGGAUGAGCCUCAGAUUCAGCACUUACUCCAAUCUGCUGAAGCCAUUCGAAAAGACUAUCCCAACGAAGAUUGGCUCCACUUGACUGCCCUUAUCCACGAUCUUGGAAAGGUUCUCCUUCUUCCUAUCUUUGGAGGGCUUCCUCAAUGGGCUGUUGUUGGUGAUACAUAUCCUCUUGGCUGUGCCUUUGAUAAGUCAAUUGUUCAUCACAAGUACUUCAAAGACAAUAUAGACCAGGAUAAUCCAGCUUACAACACAAAAUAUGGAAUCUAUUCUCAUGGAUGUGGACUCGACAAUGUAGUGAUCUCUUGGGGGCACGACGAUUAUAUGUACAUGGUUGCUAAAGAAAAUGGAACAACUCUACCUUCAGCCGGAUUAUUUAUCAUUAGAUAUCACUCAUUUUAUCCAAUGCAUCAGGAAGGAGCAUAUCGACACUUGAUGAACAAGGAGGAUCUUGAGAAUUUGAAGUGGCUUUCAGUUUUCAACAAUUACGACCUUUACAGCAAGAGCAAAGUUCUUGUUGACGUGGAAAAGGUCAAACCCUACUACCAAUCCCUCAUUCGAAAGUACUUCCCCUCCAAGCUUAAAUGGUGAUGAUCAUGAUCAAGACGAAGAUGAAGAUCAAGGAUUCAUGAAAUGAAAUCCAUGGUGGGUUCAUGAACCCAAGCUUGGUAUCGGACGUGUAGGAUAAGUAUUGCUAUCGUAUUUAUAGUUUGUAGUUUGUGAGCGAAUUAUAUUAUUUUGCUGUGUGUGUAAAAUUUUCAUCUAAACUUUAUUGCCUUGUGUAAUAAGAUUAAUAUAAUGCAAAUAUGUUUGAGUGAGAGUUUAUGUCACAAACACAUUCAUAUG
Messenger RNA from Cucurbita pepo subsp. pepo (vegetable marrow), 1512 nucleotides. RefSeq names its product inositol oxygenase 4-like. Gene Ontology annotation, biological process: inositol catabolic process. The record is from RefSeq and is a predicted model, not a curated record. Gene Ontology annotation, molecular function: inositol oxygenase activity; iron ion binding. NCBI's taxonomy places the organism in Eukaryota, Viridiplantae, Streptophyta, Magnoliopsida, Cucurbitales, Cucurbitaceae. Gene Ontology annotation, cellular component: cytoplasm.